Messenger RNA from Owenia fusiformis, 1464 nucleotides. The record is from the annotation of a GenBank genome assembly. NCBI's taxonomy places the organism in Eukaryota, Metazoa, Annelida, Polychaeta, Sabellida, Oweniidae.
UAAAAAUGGAUGAAAAUGGUUAUAUAGUAAUUUAAGUGACUAAAAAACAACAAUGAAGCGAACAGUAAAUGAGUUUACAAGCAACACAUCUGGACAUGGAUGGGGCAUGAUUGGUCGGACAAACAGCAAGUUUGGCAAGUUAUUAUGGGUAGCUAUCACACUUGGAUCAACCAUAGCUGCAAUUGCAUGGGUAACAACUGUUAUACAAAGGUAUGCAAAGUUUGAAACUAAGGACAGAGUGGAGUUGAGAGCAGGUGUAGACAUUGCAUUUCCAUCUGUCACAAUUUGUCCGUUAUAUGGCUACUCUCCUAAGAAGACGAUGGAAACAUUCUCUGACCCGGAGAGCGGGUUUGUACUUCAAAAUACAUUUUUAACAUCAACUUCCACCCACUUUGGAAUACUCAUGCAAAUGACCAAUGAAACAAUAGAGAUUUUGCAUGGAAUACUUCUACUGGCAAAAUCAAACAGAGGAUUUUAUGAAAACAUGGGUGUUAAUGAAAUAUCAGCUAUCAGUCAUGAAAUUCAAAAUCUGGUGCCACAUUGUCUCUACCAAGGAAAUCAAUGUACAGAGGAAGACUUCACGAAGCUUGUUCACCACGAAUAUAAGAAUUGUUAUACCUUCAAUGGUAAGGAUGUCAAUCUGACAAAUCCGAUGAUAGCUGAGAGUGGGGCUCAAAAUGGUCUUUCUCUCACUCUGUACCUUGAACACACAGAUUACACAUACGCCAAUUAUGAUCCAAAUCGUGCUGUGACCGCAGCAGCUGGAGCAAGGGUGAUAAUACAUGAAAAAGGAACACUACCAGACCCUGACAAUGAAGGAUUCGAUGUUGAGCCUGGGCACUUGAUCAAUGUUGCACUAUCUGUGAACAAAAGGGAACUAAUGAAACGACCUUGGGGAGAAUGUGCUGAUCAUACCACAUUACACUCAACUGAUUUCAAGUACACUAGAAACACAUGCAAAAGAAAAUGCAUGGAGAAAAUGAUUGAAAAACAAUGUGGAUGUUGGAAAGAUUUACUCCCUGUUGAUUUAAAUGACACCAGAGAUGCUAAAAUGCAAGCUUGUGGCAAAUUCAACACGAAAGAAUGGUUAAAUAUAACAGAAGCAAAUGUAACGGUUCUCAAAGAGGACAUUGCUCGAUUCAAAUGUCAGAUGGAAAAAUAUCUGUGGUCGGAUGUUUCUGCAUCUAUGGUUGGCUGUGAAUGUGAAUAUAGCUGUUCGUAUUCAACUUACAAUGUGGAAACAUCACAAUCCGAAUGGCCAAUGAGGGGCUCAGAGUUAGAUUUCUACUGUAGCGGCUUUGUUCACAGUCCAAAUUACUAUGAUUUGACUAUGUAUGAGGAAUUUCACGACAAGAUCGGUGUGCACUGUGUUAACUACUUUGAAUUUAUGAAUGUUUCAAAGAAUUGGGGAGAUAAACUGAGAGCUAAUUUCCUUCGUGUAAAUGUGUAUUUUAAAGACCUUGA